Messenger RNA from Gastrolobium bilobum, 743 nucleotides. RefSeq names its product gibberellin-regulated protein 11-like. Bases 283 to 588 code for a protein of 101 amino acids. NCBI's taxonomy places the organism in Eukaryota, Viridiplantae, Streptophyta, Magnoliopsida, Fabales, Fabaceae. The record is from RefSeq and is a predicted model, not a curated record. The transcript has 3 exons.
UUCCCUCCAUAGUAAUUAAUAUCAUCUUUGCUAUUCAGGUCUCUUCCGUGUAUGCACCACAUCCCAAUGUCCCACUUUCAUAUUCCUAUAAUUUAAAAAAAAAUCUACCCAUACUAAGUGGUUGCCAACUUGUGUACACACUUCGUAGAACUCUCGACGAUCAACUAUAAAUACGAGCUCUUCCUGUUUUUCAUUCCUCGCAAUUGCCAAUAAACUUUCCCAUUAAGAAUAUACAUCUAGCUUCAAGCUCCCUUUUCCUCUAGCAUAUACCUAUAUAUACCCAUGGCUUUCUCUAAGCUUCUAGUUGUUUCCCUUCUUCUUCUUGCUUCACUUCUCCUUCUUCAUUUCGUUGAUGCUGAUCAACCGGCAUACGCACCAACACAGGGUACUGUUCUUCCGCAGAUAGAUUGCAAUGGAGCAUGUGCUGCGAGGUGCCGUUUAUCAUCUCGUCCAAACUUAUGCCAAAGAGCAUGUGGGAGUUGUUGUAGAAGAUGCAAUUGCGUACCACCAGGCACUGCUGGAAACGAAGAUGUGUGUCCCUGUUAUGCGAACUUGACUACCCAUGGUGGUCAACACAAGUGCCCUUAGAUUUGUGCAUGACAUUAUAUUAUAUUAUAUUAUAUUAUAUUAUAUUAAUACCGUUGGUUAAUUCGCAGUCGAAUAAAAUGUUAGUCAAUGUGUUCUGACGAAUAACGUCAUAAAAAAUAAAGCCCGUUUUGAAUCCAAGUUGAAUCGUUGAAUAU